Betta splendens (Siamese fighting fish) is the source of this 6702-nucleotide messenger RNA. It is a transcript of the gene ppip5k1a, whose product is annotated as diphosphoinositol pentakisphosphate kinase 1a. Gene Ontology annotation, cellular component: cytosol. Gene Ontology annotation, molecular function: inositol hexakisphosphate kinase activity; 5-diphosphoinositol pentakisphosphate 1-kinase activity; diphosphoinositol pentakisphosphate kinase activity. Bases 656 to 4972 code for a protein of 1438 amino acids. The record is from RefSeq and is a predicted model, not a curated record. The transcript is spliced from 33 exons. Gene Ontology annotation, biological process: inositol phosphate biosynthetic process; inositol metabolic process. Lineage: Eukaryota; Metazoa; Chordata; Actinopteri; Anabantiformes; Osphronemidae.
UUCUAUUGGUUACUCUUGGCGUCGAUCAGAUGGACUUUUUAUGCAUACAGCUAAGAUUGGUUUCAUAUGCAAACUGUCAAGAGCGAAGGAAUCGAGAUGAUGGCUACGCUGAGAGGUGUUCUGCUUCAUUGGAUGUAGCAGCAGACGAAGGUUCACGGUCCGUGGCGGACGCUGGUCCUGGUCCUGGUCCUGGUGCGUGAUUCACAGCUGAACCUGUCAGACCUGUCAAGUGCAGAUACCCUGACGCUAUAGCGUUGAUGUUUGGAAGAGCUGGACUUUAUUUCUUGCUUCCAAAUGGAGGACAGGACUGUCAUCAGAUAAUUGGAACGUCAGCUUCCACGUUAACCAGUUGAGAGACACAAAAGACCAGCCAGUUAUUUGAGAUGUGAAUUUGUUAAAUGAAGAAUGAGAAACACGAGCACUGACGUCACUCCGGAGGACUGACCGGCAUCGGCCUUUAGCACACAGUGUACCGUCAUCCAGGCUCAUUUCUCUGGUUGUCACGCACCUUUAUCUAUUGGCUCUACUGCCGUCCAGGCAAGGUGGACCCAUCCCUCCACCCAGGCCUUGUGCCCUCCCGUCCGCAGCCCGCUCUGGCGGUGUGUUGGUGUACGAUGGCGUGGUGGGACGCUGAGGGCUGCCGCGGGGGACUGUGAUGUCAGAACCCAACAGCCCGGGUGAGAGCCGGCGUGGCGCUCCCAGAUUCUUCGUGGGCUGCGAGGACGAUGAGAGCGAGGUCCCGGAGGACAGCAUGAGGACCGACAUGGAGCUGUAUGAGGACGACGAAGACGCAGACUCGCCCCCGGAGCAACAGAUUGUGGUGGGGAUCUGUUGCAUGAUGAAGAAGUCCAAGUCCAAGCCAAUGACUCAGAUCCUGGAGAGGCUGUGUAGAUUUGAAUACAUCACUGUGGUCAUCUUCCCAGAGGACGUCAUCCUCAACGAGCCCGUGGACAAAUGGCCUCUCUGUGACUGCCUCAUCUCGUUCCACUCCAAAGGCUUCCCUCUGGACAAGGCCGUAAGCUAUGCCAAACUGAGAAACCCCCUUCUCAUCAAUGACCUAAACAUGCAGUACUACAUCCAGGACAGGAGAGAGGUGUACCGCAUCCUGCAGGAGGAAGGGAUUGAUCUGCCGCGCUAUGCUGUGCUCAACCGUGAUCCAGAUAAACCAGAUCAGUGUAACCUGGUGGAAGGAGAGGACCACGUCGAAGUGAAUGGGGAAAUCUUCCAAAAGCCUUUUGUUGAGAAGCCCGUGUGUGCAGAGGACCAUAAUGUCUACAUCUACUACCCCACCUCUGCUGGUGGUGGCAGCCAGCGCCUCUUCAGAAAGAUCGGGAGCAGGAGCAGCGUUUACUCACCGGAAAGCAGUGUGAGGAAGACGGGCUCAUACAUCUAUGAAGAGUUCAUGCCAACAGAUGGUACUGACGUUAAGGUGUACACUGUGGGUCCAGACUAUGCUCAUGCGGAAGCGCGUAAGUCCCCUGCUCUGGACGGUAAGGUAGAGAGGGACAGCGAGGGCAAGGAGGUGCGCUACCCCGUCAUGCUCUCAGCCAUGGAGAAGCUGGUGGCCCGCAAAGUCUGCCUGGCGUUCAAGCAAACGGUUUGUGGCUUUGAUCUUCUCCGAGCCAACGGACACUCCUAUGUUUGCGAUGUCAAUGGUUUCAGUUUUGUAAAAAACUCAAUGAAGUACUACGACGAUUGUGCCAAGAUCCUCGGGAACAUUGUGAUGCGUGAGCUGGCUCCCCAGUUUCAGAUUCCUUGGUCCAUCCCGACUGAGGCAGAGGACAUCCCCAUUGUUCCCACCACUUCAGGGACCAUGAUGGAACUACGAUGUGUUAUUGCUGUCAUCCGUCAUGGCGACCGAACGCCCAAACAGAAGAUGAAGAUGGAAGUUCGCAACCCCAUGUUCUUUGAUCUAUUUGAAAAAUAUGGAGGAUACAAAACUGGGAAACUAAAACUGAAGAAACCAAAACAACUGCAGGAGGUGCUGGACAUCACACGGCAGUUGUUAGCAGAACUGGGACAGCACAAUGACUGUGAGAUCGAAGAGAAGAAGUCCAAACUGGAGCAGUUAAAGACCGUUUUAGAAAUGUAUGGUCACUUUUCGGGGAUCAACAGAAAAGUACAACUUACGUACCUGCCCCAUGGGCAGCCCAAAACCUCUAGUGAGGAAGAAGACACACGGAAAGAAGGCCCUUCUUUGCUGCUGGUGCUGAAGUGGGGAGGGGAGCUGACGCCGGCUGGCAGAGUACAGGCUGAGGAGCUGGGAAGAGCCUUCCGCUGUAUGUACCCAGGAGGACAAGGAGACUAUGCUGGGUUUCCAGGUUGUGGGUUACUGCGGUUACACAGCACUUACAGACAUGACCUAAAGAUAUAUGCAUCUGAUGAGGGCAGGGUGCAGAUGACCGCCGCAGCCUUCGCAAAGGGUUUGUUGGCUCUGGAGGGAGAGCUAACGCCCAUCCUGGUGCAGAUGGUGAAAAGUGCCAACAUGAACGGGUUACUGGACAGUGACAGCGACUCUCUGAGCAGCUGUCAGCAUCGCGUUAAGGCCAGACUCCAUGAGAUUCUGCAGAAGGACAGGGACUUCAUCGAGGAGGACUUUGAUAGGCUGGCCCCAACCUGCAGCACCUCUUUGGUGAGUUCAAUGAAAAUAGUACAGAAUCCUGUCGCCAUAUGUGACCAGGUGUACGCCCUCAUCCAGAGCCUCACAUCCCAGAUUCGCACAAGAAUGGAGGACCCCAAAUCUGCAGAUUUGCAGUUGUAUCACAGUGAGUCACUGGAGCUCAUGCUGCAGCGCUGGUCCAAACUUGAGAGGGACUUUCGCAUGAAGAAUGGACGCUAUGACAUUAGUAAAAUCCCGGAUAUUUAUGACUGCGUCAAAUACGAUGUUAUUCAUAACUCUACUCUGGGCCUGGAGGACACACUGGAGCUGUUCAGGCUGUCUAGAGCCCUGGCUGACAUAGUCAUCCCACAGGAAUACGGUAUAAGUAAAGUGGAGAAACUGGACAUAGCCUAUGCCUACUGUCUCCCACUGGUCAGGAAGAUUCAGCUUGACCUGCAGAGGACGCAUGAGGACGAAUCUGUCAACAAACUGCAUCCUCUGUACUCUCGGGGGGUGCUGUCACCUGGGCGCCAUGUUCGGACACGCUUAUACUUCACCAGUGAAAGUCAUGUCCACUCCCUGCUCAGCAUUUUCCGCUACGGAGGCUUGCUCGAUGAGGAGAAGGACCAGCAGUGGAAGCGUGCCAUGGAUUACCUGAGUGCUGUUUCUGAACUCAACUACAUGACCCAGAUUGUGAUUAUGCUGUAUGAAGACAACAAUAAGGACCUCGCCUCUGAGGAACGUUUCCAUGUCGAGCUUCAUUUCAGCCCUGGGGUCAAAGGUGUGGAGGAGGAGGAGAACGCGCCAACUGGCUUUGGCUUUAGGCCUGCUUCUGCGGAGGUUGCGCGACAGAAUGGCCAGAAGCAGCCCGACCCCGGCAGCCUGGAGGAUCUCACCCGGGAUGAGACAGACCGCGCUGUCCCACUGUCUGAGCCAAUCACCAUUCAGAGGAGGUCGCCGCUCAUACGCAACCAUAAGACUGGAUCAAUGGAGGUCCUGUCGGAGACAUCUUCAUCCAAAGUUGGCAGUUACCGGCUCUUCUCAUUCUGCUCACGUCAAUCCCCUGAAAUGAAACAAAGUGGAUUAGGCUCUCAGUGCGCCGGGCUCUUCAGCACCACUGUCCUAGGUGGGUCUUCUAGUGCACCUAACCUGCAGGACUACGCACGCGCACAUCGCAAAAAAUUCUCCACCGGCAGUCUGUCCUACAAAGACGAGUUGUUGUCUAUGCCGGCAGUAAAACGAUUUUCUGUGUCGUUUGCAAAGCAUCCGACUAAUGGGACUCAGGACGACACGUCCGCAGUAGCAGUGGCUCCGUCUCUGUGGUGCACUGCAGCAGAGCCCCUGGAGGAGCAUCAUGUGGCCCAGUUGUUGAGCUGUUUCUCCACUGACCUAAGCCUGGGCCGCCACCUCUCUCUGGACAGUGCGCUGGCCCACCACCUCCACCAGUGCUCCUACCACCUUCGACUCUUCCGAAACUGGCUCAUCUCCGGCCAGGACCCCCUAGAGUGCCUCUACGGCUUCGAAGGCUGCUCCAUGGUGCCGUCCAUCUACCCUCUGGAAACGCUGCACAACUCGCUGUCACUGAAGCAGGUCAACGAGUUCCUCACGGGUGUGUGCGACAGCGCUGGGGACCCACACACAAGGACAACCCGAGCUCUGUCAGCCAUGUUUGACACACACAAUCAGCCAUCAGUGGACUCGUACAUCCCCCAGAGAGUCCUCUCUUCCUCCAUCUCGCUCAGAUCUCGUUCUGACAGACCUCCUUGGUACAGCAGCGGUCCAUCCAGCACCGUGUCCAGUGCUGGGCCAUCGUCUCCAACAACAGCUGACACUUCGCCUCGCUUCAGCUUCAGCGAUAAGAUCUCCCUGAGUCCUCAGAGCAGCGAGGAAACUCACUCCUGUCAUAACAUUUCCAGCCAGACGGCAUCUGGCAUCGGAUCACAGGAUCCAUCCUGCCCUACACUUCCCAAUCCUGCUGAAGUCCCUCUGACUCCAAAAAACUCUCCAGAGGAUGACAUUGACCACCAGCCAGAUAAUCUUGAACGCACGCAGGAAGAACUGGAGGUGGUUGCAGCAGCUGUGGAUCCUCCUGCGUCUGAUCCUUGCCUCUGGCCGCCUUGCUCUGGUUUAGCCGAGCUUGCGCUGGGUCGAAUGGAGGGGUACUGUCUCCCCGGAUCUCUGCCUGUGCUGCUGGAGCUCAGAGAGAGCAGCAGCGAGGCAGGAUCCAGCUCCCAGACACCGCAGUCUCCUGAGGGGCCGGAUGAGUUUUUUGACACCCAGGAGUCCAUGGAGUUGUGGAUGGACAGCCCAGAAAGUCCACCUGACCCAGAGACUCCACCCGAAGCAGGAACCACUCACACAGCAGAUUCAUAGACUGACCUACAAAUCUGUCAGGAAGUACUGUAAAGUCCAUAACCUUUCAUGGUUAGCGUCAUGAUUAUCAUCGGUUAUUGUCCUGAGCCAACCAGACCUUCCUCACUAGCUUGAUGAUGACCUAUGGGCAGCUGGUUUUCAUGUUAGGCUCUGUGUUUGUUGGUGUUUGCCUUGGGCAUGGAACACACCCAAGGCCUGAGGUCACAUCAUCUAUCCGUUACAAGGCCUCCUGACAUGAAGCUAGUGCUCUGAUUAGGCAUCUUUUUACAGGAUACUUGUUGCACAAGCCCAGUCCCUAAAGCUGCAUUCACUGAUGUUUAGCCAUUGGGGACAGAAACUCCCUCUUUGGUCCACAGCACUGAUGUGAAAGAUUAUCAUCCCACUGACAUGCUAAUGUCUUCAGGAUAAAUAUCUUUUUAUUCUCUUUGUUUUGCUCUCUGCAAACUUGUAUGAAAUCUAUUUGUUCCUUGAGCUGCUUGACAUCAACUGUAGCUAUUCUUUAAAAGUAUCAAAUUGACAAAUUUGAGUCUUAACCAUACACAAACUAAACUGCUCAGUGAGGGCUAAAAGCUGCAGAUGGAUGAGUACUUACAGUACCCAUGCUUUAAUUCAAUAAGAAGUAAGGAGAGGCUGCAUUUGCCCAUCAGGCCACAUGUAAACACCAUUAAUAACAAAGUGGAAAUGGUUUUAGAAUAAUUAACAAGAGUCAAACACUGAAUUGUCUUACUGACAGAAGUAUUCAGACCCAUUUUUAGUACUUUGCAGAAGCUGCUCUGGCACCAGAUACAGAUUCUCACAUGUUUGUCCCAUAAUGCUGCCACUGCCGUUCUCUAUCAUGGCUGUUAGCGCGGUGAUGCCAGGACACCGUCCGUUGUGUCCAAGGCCCAACACUGGCCUCAUACUGAGCGCUCAACAGUUAUUACAUUGUCAUUACGGGGUAUUUACAGUAGACUCACUAGUUAAUGUGGCAGCGUUAUGCGAAAGGUUCUGUUUUCACAUUUCAUCCUUUUAUUCAUUCACCAGGUUCUGUGUUUUGCCCUCAGCUCCUCCUUCUACUCAUCCAUCACAGCUAGUUGACGGUUAUCAGGGCGCCGAGGCAGCCACGCUUUAUCAUUGCUACGUGAGUCCAAGCUUUCCUGCAGGAAGUGACGGGGAACACGAGUAGUGACUCCUUCCUUUUACGCGUUGUCAUGCCAGUAAAUGUCCUGAUUCUAAAACAUCCUUGUUGCCAGUAAAACGUGUUGAGUCUCCAGAUGAAACCAUGUGUGCACUGCUUACCAAAGUCCAUAAGACUCAUAGGAGAGUUAAUAUAGUCAGUAAGACAUAUUAGAGAGAAAAUGAUAUUUAUUUUGAAACUGCAUGAAAAGAAAUGCCCGGUAUUUUAUUACCUACUCAGCAGAUAUUUAUUGUACUAUAGCCUUUGUGUACUUUUCAUAAAAUCAGCCUUUGACAUGGAAAGACUGAAGCUAAUGUCUGGUUUUAUCACAGGAAAGACAUUUUACAUGGAGUGUGCUCAUUGUGACAAGCAGUUAUGUAGCAGGUGUGAAUGGGGAUGAGGGCUGCACACGACUGAGAGGUAAUUCAGGUCAACACACUCAGGAGCGUUUCGUUACAUUGCUCUGUACUGUAGAAGACUGACCUGUUGUCCUGUCUGUACAGAAUAAACACAUGGCACAAAGCAGGUUCUAACUAAUAACUGUUUAAAUAAAAAAUGCAUUUUCCCACCUAGA